This is a messenger RNA of Dromaius novaehollandiae (emu), 2256 nucleotides long. RefSeq names its product spermatogenesis associated 6 like (gene SPATA6L). The record is from RefSeq and is a predicted model, not a curated record. Bases 468 to 1751 code for a protein of 427 amino acids. The transcript is spliced from 13 exons. Lineage: Eukaryota; Metazoa; Chordata; Aves; Casuariiformes; Dromaiidae. Gene Ontology annotation, molecular function: myosin light chain binding. Gene Ontology annotation, biological process: spermatogenesis.
UCAGCCCCCGCCCCCGGCGCCGCGCCGCGCGGCCGGGCGGGGCCUGCGGCAGCCGCCGCGGCGGGGGGGGAGGGGGCCGCGGCGGGGAGCCGUUGCCGGGGCCGGGGGCGCGACGGGCCCCCCCGUGCCGCCGCGGCGCGCGUUAUCUGGCGCCUAGGCCGUCCCCGAAGCUCGGGCGCGGCGGCGCAGCCGUAGCGGCGGCGGCCCCUCUCGCGGGAGGAGGCUGCCGCAGAAAGCCGUCACGUUAUAUACAUAUAUAUAUAUGUAUAUUUAUACAUAUGUGUAUGUGUUGCAGACGUAUGCGUGCGCUGCGAGGCGUUGCCGUGGGGGUGGGUGGUGACGCGGCCUCCAGGCGCGCGCGAGGCGACCGUUAGGGUGUUCGUUAGGGGUGGGGCGGGCGGCGCGGUCGCCAUGGCAACGCGGCGCGGGCCGCCGAGCCGCGGGCGCCGCCAAGCCCCGCGGCCGCGAUGCCGCUGAAGGUGGUGGUCGAGCUGCGGAUUCACGCGGUCACAUGUCCUGGUGUGUUCCUGCCAGAGAAACAUGACAUUUAUCUCAGUGUGUGCAUCUUGGGUCAAUACAAAGAGACAGAAUGCCUUCCUCCUGUUUUCCCUCUCUUGUUUCAUGAGAAGAUGUUGUUUGAAAAGGUCUUUGAAAGUGCUGUAGAUCCUGCUGCUGUAACUGAGAUGCUUGAAAGUAAUGUAACGAAGUUUGAAUUAACUCAGCUUGUAUCUUCAGUAGGAGAUGACCUUGCAUUUUAUGAAGAGAAUACUCGAAACUUUCUGUUCCCAGAGCCUAAGCUGACUCCUGCAUAUCCUGGUGUGGACAGAGAAUUAUUGAUGAAGACAUCUUCUCAUUUCCCAGGAAUAGCACCAAAAAUAGAGUUCUCCACAAGAACCACCAUUACAGAGCUUCCACUUCAGUACAGAGGGAAGGAUUAUGCUCAAGACAGAAGAAGGAGUCAAAGAUCUGCAUCUGCAUCACCCAAACGAAGGAGCAGGUCAUUAACACAAUGCAAGACAUCAGCAAAAAGGGAUAAGAUCUACAAAAGACAUGCAAGGUCAUUAAAAUCACAGGCUCCUUCUCCAAACGCUAGAGACCACUUCUGUGAACUUUCCACAGAGAACCAGCAGCAGCUGUGCAGACUGAGCUUGGGGUCUGCUGAGAGCAAAUCAGAAAAUGAGAACAGGCCACCAUUUGUAGUUAGACAUGUGGGCAGUUCCAAAUCAUUCAAUGAAGUAACCUCACCAUUGCCUUACUGUAAUGUGAAGAAAAGUGUGAGAUCAGCAAAAGAUUCUCCCAAAUUUCAUGUGAAACGAGCUUUAACUUAUGAUAACUAUGAAACAUCAAAUACCUCAGUUAAGAUUAUCAGGGAACCAGCUGAACAGGCUACUUCUGAACAUGAUUCAUCAUCUCGUGAAACAGAUGAACUUUUCGGUUACUCACAGUGUUCUACCAGUCAGAGGCAUUUAGCUUUUCACCGUGCAGCUUCAUCUCCUACCUCCCAACACCUGAAGUCACCAAGUCCUGCUCGAAGUCCCUUUCCUCUUCAAUACAGUAGGUUGCAUUCCGGUGUGGAUUUCAGCUGGGAGAAAAUCAACGAGCGGGUGCGGAGUCUCCUCACCUCAGCACAGGCCAAGCAGCGGCUUUCCUCUGGAGCUACUGAGAGUGAGAUUGAUGAUGUCUUUGAAAGAAGGUCUGUGUCUUUGAGGAAUUCCCUGCCUAAUGACUCAGGGGAACGGAGCUAUUGCUAAGUAGUUAUUAUCAGAAAGGUGGGACGGCAUAGUGACUCCUAGAUACUGAUCCCGAUGAAUACACUGAGACUGAUGCUUCUAUUCCAGCUGAGCAGUGGUUUGGUUUCUUUGCUAUUGUGUUAUCUCUUUCUCAAAGCAAGACUUCUAUGCUGUCUGACACUGUAUAAGAAUAUCUGAUUAAAUGAUUACCUGUGGGCUCAAAUAUAACUCUCACAGAUGUAUGAACUUACUAGCUUAUUACUAAUACAAAGGCAAGUCUUUGAGUCUUGUCUCUGAUCUCUGCUUUCUCUAGGUUUUGCGCUUAGAAUUACCACUAAAAAUUUACAGUGCUGGAACUGAUGAUCUGAAAGGGUCACAUUUCUCAAUGUAUGUUCAUAAAAAUAGAAAAGGCCCUUUACUUGCUCAUAUGUUUCUCUGCCUUCUUGAAAAAAGGUAGCUGAGAUGGAUCUUUAAUACGUAUACUUGAAACAGCACCUUUAAUAAAAUAUUUUGAAUAAUUGAGAAA